AUUGUGGUAUGCCGCAAAUGUUCACGAAACCCCAAACAAGAAUAGUAGGAGGAAAAAAUGCUCUUUUUGGCAGGUGGCCUUGGCAGUCAACCUAUAACACUCGCUCCUCUCACUUGAUCUCGCUUCCAAUUCCCUCCUCAACCUUAACUCGGAACUCUUUAAUUUUUGAGGGCAAGAAAAUUCUCAAUCACCUUCCCCUAACCUUGCGUGUCAUCAAAAGCGAAGUCAAGUUCAGAAAAUCUGUAAAAACGCUCAUAGUUGGGAGGGCCUACUAUACUCUUCGAGUUGGCGAGUACGACUUCUCCAGCGUCCAAGAAACAUUGCCCUAUACGGAGAGAGGUGUCGCCAAAAAAGUAGUUCACCCUAAGUACAACUACUUCACUUACGAGUACGACCUAGCUCUAGUACGAGUAGAUAAACCCUUCGAGUACCAGCCACACAUAUCCCCGAUUUGUCUGCCUGCUUCGGAUGAUCUACUCAUCGGGGAGAAUGCCACUGUAACAGGUUGGGGCAGACUCAGCGAAGGGGGGACGUUGCCUUCAAUUCUGCAAGAGGUUCAAGUUCCUAUAGUUAGCAACGACCGCUGUAAAAGUAUGUUUCUGAGAGCCGGAAGACACGAGUCCAUUCCAGAUAUCUUCCUGUGUGCCGGACACGACGGCGGAGGUCAGGAUUCCUGUCAAGGGGAUUCCGGAGGACCCUUACAAGUAAAGGGCAGAGACGGGCGGUACUUCCUUGCAGGAAUCAUUUCCUGGGGGAUCGGCUGUGCGGAAGCGAAUCUACCAGGAGUUUGUACCAGAAUUUCGAAGUUUGUUCCAUGGAUCCUGAAAAAUGUAACUUGAUAUUCAAUCGUCCAUUUUCGAAGCUAAGAAAUAUUCAAAUUUUGUGAAAGUCAUGUGAGAAAACUUUCGAGAAGCUUUCAUAUUCUUUCAUCGCACCAAAUGACUGGUGCGAAUCUAUCAUUCCAUUCGAUAACAUUCCGUUCAGUCAAUUACAAUUUCUAAAAAUGAAUAAUCCAAGAUGAACUCAGUAGUCAAAAUAUAUGGAGGGCUUUCACGGCCAAGGUUGUCACUAUUUUUUGAGUUCGGAGGUUGUCUAUUUUUGGAGUUUCUUCCUGACAUUUCGCAGGCGCAUGUAGCUUCUUCAGAGGCUUGAGAUCAUACAGUCAUCGAAUAUAAACUCAGGAUGUAUAAACCUCUGAAGAAGCUAGCCACUCACGCUGGCGAAACGUCAGGAAGGAAUUCCAUAAAUGGAUGACCUUCAAAGCAAAAAAAUAGUGACACAUAUAUGAAAAUUCUAAAUCAUAUCAUGAGAUUUGAUUUCCUGAAAUUACGUAAUUCAGCAGAUUAGCAUAAUUUUUUCAAUCAGACAUUGAAUAUAGCACUUUUUUGUAAAAAAUGUAUAUUUUGUAAUAUGUGAACAUAUAAUACUGACUUAUAUAAUAUGUAACUGAAAAAAAUGGUAAACCAUUUUGACUAGGUAAUGUUAAUAUGUUUAGCA
Molecule: messenger RNA, 1497 nt
Organism: Leptinotarsa decemlineata (Colorado potato beetle)
Lineage: Eukaryota; Metazoa; Arthropoda; Insecta; Coleoptera; Chrysomelidae
Gene: Sb
Product: serine proteinase stubble
Biological process (GO): proteolysis
Molecular function (GO): serine-type endopeptidase activity
Source: RefSeq, a predicted model, not a curated record